CUUGACGUCAUGGCUUAAAAAGGGAAUACCCUCAGUGUUGCUUUGGGAGUCUCCUUUAAAAAAUCUUGCCGCGUCACUGGGAUGCGGUCGCCGGAGCCGGGCACCUCGCCUACCAUCCCCGCGUAUGUCCCCACCGUCGGUAGGCCUUAUUUUUUGAUUUUACCGCUCAGUCUUUCUUCCUCUCUCGUGUUUUGAUCUGUGUGAUUUUUUAUGAUAAUCUGCCCUUACAUUCAUGCGGCACGAUGUGACCAUAGACCCGGUCAGCCUAAUGACUCCUGAGCCGCAGCUUAUGACUUUCAGUAGUAACCUCUCUCGCGUAGAAAUAGCUCUGCAAGGUUAUAAUUAGAUGGCUUAGUUUAUAAAUAUAUGCACUAUUAAUAAUGUAGCUGCCUAUGGGAGCAGGCGCACGCUCACUUGUCACUAUGCUACAGUGCAGCCAACCUGCAGGUUACAGGACGCUUACUUUGCCAAGCACCGAAGCAGAGGGUCUCAUGUUAUAGCACUGUUAGGAAAGUGAUAUUUUACUUAAAAUGCAUUCAAAUAUCCCGUCGAGAAGCUACCCUGAUUACCCGUAAUUAUGAAGUUCUUUUAUACAUUUGGGGGUAUCUUGAUCCCGAGGAAUAUAUACUUAGGCCCAAUUCUGAAAUUAAGCUGCACUAAGCUAUGGGCUAAUGCAUAAAGCUAGGGGUCUUCUGCUAAAAUGGUGGGCUACACUUGGGUAGUUUACACAAAGGUCGUACAAGUCAAAAACUGGUAAUGACUGGUCUGGCUUGUGAACUCAAUAAAGCAUUACUGAUCAAGUCAGGUAGUGCUUUGUACUUGACGGUUAGUCCCCAAGUUUAAUGGGGGGAAAGCUUGACUAACUUUGAAUGAAGUGAAAACACCGAUGGUAAUAAAGUCAAUGCAAGCACAAUGUAGAAAAAUAUUACAACAUUUUGAUGUAGAGGGGCCUACUACUUUGUAUAUCACUAACAAAUCCUGUAACUGCUCACAGGAGUGUGUGCAGAGGCAUGGAAAAGGGUGCCAUGUGCCCUCUUGAAAUCAGAUUGGCCACCCAUGGUGCCACUCCAAUGGUUAUACACCAAUUGAAACAUAUUUAAGAAUGCCAUAUCCCAUUUGUACCACAUCUGUUCUGCCAAAUGCCACACACAACCAGUCCCCCCUAUCCAUGAAAGUAUACAGUAUGCUUAACUUUGCCCCUUUUUAAAAUCACAACUUAUGCAUGAUAAAGAAUUUAACUGUCAAUUGGUAAUGGAGUUUCUUUGGCUUUUGUUGCCAGUCUCAAAUGGUCACUUGAAAAACAGGCUUUUUUGUACUUCCACACUGGUUUUAUGUUAACACUGGAGGUUGCCACUUAGCUAAAAUAAACUAUGUGUUAUGUUGCAACAGGCUGCCUGAAGUUAGUUAAAGGGAUACUCCGGCAUAAAAUUAACUUAGGGUCAAACAAACCGUAACACCGAGUUAGACACCCCCUCGAGAGAUGAAUGUUGCCAACUACUUGCUUCUCUAGUUAUACCAACUGUACUAACGACCACACGUUAGCAAUACAUAGCGGUCUGAGGAGCCAUACACAAUCCUCCACCAAAACGCCACUCUAGAGCCACAAAUAACGCUCAGAACAGCACCUAACUUCAUCAACAGUUCAUAUAGGGUCCCAGCCAUAGCACUAGCCACCACACAUCUUUUUAACUUUGCUUAAUUUCUUUAGCAAAGAGACUAAACAAAACUCAUGUACUCCCUUCCAGCAGCCGCUUGUUUGUGGUGAGACCUCGGGCCAGUCCAUUACGGACUGCUGCGGGGUGACGCAGCUCAAGGAAGAACAUUUCUGAUCAUUUCUCCAUGGAAAUGCAAUCAGACCGAGACGCUAAGGCAGAAGAACUACCAUGUCUGCAGUGCAAAAUGAUUAAUAUGGUGAUUAUUACUUCAAGGAAAUGAUAAAGUAAUGAUCAUAAAUGUCAUAAAUUGUGCCUGCUAUGUUUUAAAAUAUGCUAAGAUUGGUAGAUGCCAUGAGUUGGUGGAAGACUUUUUCUUUUUUUUUUUGUGCAACACUAACCACUAAGUAUCUGUAUUGUAUUGUUAUCAGAUUUUACUUGGUGUUUAUGGUAGGGCUAAUCUUGUAAAAUAGUACCACUCUUGCUCCGUUACAUGGAUCCCCUCAGGCGACAUUUGAUAGAAUACACUAAAGCCAUGAGAUUGCAAUCUGAGGUAGUGAUCCAUGGCCAUGAGAUAGAGAUGCAUAGCUACUUGAUACUCGAAGUUAAUAAUAUUUAACCAUUAUAUAACUAAAUCAUGGCAUUAAGAAAAUAAUGCAUGGUCACAGUUUAAAACUGUAAGUCAUCUCAAUGCAGAGGCAGAGCUUUUUUUUUUUUAGCUUUGGUAAUGUGUAAACUUAUGUGUAGACCACCCUUUUUAUGGGAUAUAUACAGAUGUAGAAUACCAAUUUGGGAUAGAUUUUUUACUCUUUUUUUUAACUUAAAAUAAUAAUAAUAAUACAACCAGCACAGUGACACAAGCUACUUCAGUUUGGAUUGAUGGAUGCUCAUCUCUCAUAAAAUCAGUAUGUCUUCACUACUCUCUGGAUAUCAUGAACUUCAGCAAUGACAUAAAAAAACUUUAAUGCAUAAUUAAUGAACAAAAGUUAAUGUUAGGGAUCAUGAAUACUUAGGGCUAUGAUUUCUUACAUCUGGCUCAUAGUGGCUCUAGCCUUUCUGUCUCAUAUUCUCACCCACAAGUGAUGUGCAGAUUCACACACAUCUUUUUAGCUCUAAUGUUGCUAUUUUUUUUACUAUCAUAAAAGAGAGACAGCCUUUUUUUGUUUGAACUUCUUUUUGACCACGUGUUUUAAAGCUAGAUAUCCUUUAGAUUAUUGUGGCUCAUGAAAUAACAGCCAUAAAUCCUCUAAACUUUGGUCGAGAAGUGAUGUAAGACCAAAAAAUGAAAGCAGUAAUAGCAGCAAUGAGGUAUUUUUGUUGCUGUAGUUUUUAUGGUCAGUUUUGCAUAACCAUGCUAAGGCCUGUUUGUUCCCCUUUUGGUAAAGGUAUGCUCUGACAUAACAUCUCCUUCUCCAGCGAUGUCACAGCACGUCUGUAACACUGGAAGCUUUGUGCAACAAAUAUAUCAGCUAUGUAAAUCUGGAGUUGACCCAGGUUUAAGAUGCGUUAGAUGUGUACAACCGCCUGAGUAAGUGUUUCCUCAGUCUUGAAGGAAUGCAGAAAUGUCUGUGUACCCAUGAGAUUAGGAAAUGUCAGACUGUGUGAAGCUGCUGCAGUGACUCCAAGAAAAUCAUUCCUGUACUGUAUAUUUUUUAGCUUUUUUGAGCAUCCUGUUUACUUUGGCACUCAAAUCAUCUCCUUUCCUUUACUCUUGUAAACAUGUUUCUCCUAUACAGCUAAUGGCUCCAUUAAGAGUAUUUAUGCAUUUUAAUGUGGCUGCAGCUCUGGUUUAUCAAGCUCUGUUCCCACAGGUUCAUGUCAUACUGCAUGUUAUCUUUGGAGAUCAGCUGUUACCAGACUUUUCUGUCUUUCUUCUUUUCUUAGUGACAGUCCAACCAUCAUUUCCUCCACGCACCAAAGAUGUCCGCUCCGUCAAAGCCAGCCCUUGCAGCGUCACAGGAACGGCGCUUCCUGGUGUUGUUUGACUUUGAUGAGACCAUCAUCAAUGAGAGCAGUGAUGACGCUGUGGUGCGGGCUCUGCCAGACCAAAAACUCCCUGACUGGCUGAUAAACAGCUACAGGGAGGGGCACUACAAUGAGCACAUGCAGAAGGUCUUGGCUUACAUGGCGGAGCAGGGUGUGUCAAAGGACUCCAUCCAUUUAGCCCUGGUGAAGAUCCCACCAACACCUGGCCUCCUGAACCUCCUCCAGUAUUUGCAGAACCAUCGGCAAGAUUUCGAGCUGGUGGUGGUAUCUGACGCCAACAUGUUCUUCAUCGAGACGUGGUUGGAGCAGGCUGGGGUGCGCAACCUUUUCCAGAAGAUUUUCACUAACCCAGCUAGUUUUGAUGCUAGCGGUCGACUUGUGCUGCUACCUUUCCACUCCCACUCAUGUCCCCAUUGCCCUGACAACAUGUGUAAGCAGGUGAUCCUUAGGGAGUAUCUGGCAAAACGGCAAAAGGAGCGCGGUGGUGCCCCCUUUCAAAGGGUUUUCUACAUCGGAGAUGGAGCCAAUGAUAUAUGUCCCUCUCUGGCUCUGGGGCCCAGGGACACAGCGUUCCCCAGGAGAGAGUUCCCCAUGCACAAACUGCUGCUUGAGAUGCAGCAGUCUCAGGCAGCUGAGUUUCAGGCUAACAUGGUUCCAUGGGUCAGUGGCGAAGACAUAGUGGACUGCCUGAAAAGAAUGAUGGAGGAGAGAUGAGACUGGAGGGUUUAAUGUGUGCAGUGUGCUUGUAAGGGUGGGUGAAAGAGGGGGACAAAUAAUGUUUAUUGAGGAAGCAGGUAAAGCAUGAUGUCACCCAAGCCACAUUUUGUGCACCCUUUAAAAUUAGUGUUGAUCACCAAUUUUAAAAGAACACUGAGUAGCUUUAAUAACAAAAAGAUUAAAAGCUAGGGCAACAAGUCUGAAGGCAAAUGUUACCCCCAAUUUUCACCGCAUCCGGAACAGCUCUGAUCCAGAACGGCGGCGAUUUUCGCUGUCUGCCAAGUUCUACCGGAUCUGUUGAUGAGGUGAAUCUCGUGGUGGAUUACGGACAGUGUUAAUCACUAGAACUCACAAGAACCCGCAGAUUCACGUGCAAUCGCGCAAUAACGAGUUGUCUCUAUAAAGACAGCCACAUAUAAGCAAUAGAUUGUGUCCUUCCAAAAGAGGAAAUCCACCUCGAGACUUCUAAAAUCAACAUCUCCUUAUCCAUGGUGUCAUUGGGGUGAAAUGCUGUCUAAAAACCUUUCACUUGUUCGCAGCGAAACGGACAGAAGCCAGUGGAAAUUGACUCAUUAACUUGAAUGGUUAUGAUCAGCUACGACAGGUAGAUACGGCCUUUUCAUAGCCGUUUCGGAUGCUGUGGAAAUUGGGGGUUAGAGGUCGACAAAUGAAGCUUGUUCUUAGCAUAGAAAGAUGAGAACGUGAACGUGGAAAAAAUUAGCAUAUUUCACCUAACUUUACCCUUCCUACUUGUUUUAACCUUGAAUGAAGCCCAUAAUUAUGAAUACAUUUUAAAUAUGUAUGCUCACGCUAAUAACGAACAAUAAUGGAGGUAUGCACUGCAGUAUUGAUUAUGCACUAGUUCUUUGUUUCCAAGUGGAAUCAAAAUGCUGAAGAUCUUGACCAAAGUUGAGUGUAGUGUGCUCUGCAGUAGACUAAAUCAAACGAAAGAGUAUUACUUCGCAAUAUAAAAACAGGAUUCACGUUGAAGUUAAAAUACGCUCUCAGCUUGAAAAAACACCUAACAGGAUGUUUAAAGCCUUGUUGAUGGACACACAAGAAGGAUCAGAUGUUAUAGCGCUGCCUGCAACAAAAGACCACACGUGUCACGUCAGGUUGGGACAAGGACGGCAUAGAACAAGGAUAAAGUAACCGAGACUGAAGCACAUUACCUGUGCUCUCCUCUCCACCCACCUGUCACCGAUACCUAAUCUUGAUUAUACAACCGUAACCUACACCAGCAUAGGAUCCAAAGGGAGCACUGUAGGCACAAGCUUGAACUUGAGCCCUACAUUAUUCUCUGAGCCGGAAACAAUGACAGAAACUGAAACAAUUUUUGAUUUUAUUGAUAUGGUUAUAGACUGACACUCUUUUUACCAGUAAUAUGGAGACUCCCAGUUACAUUUGCGUGUAUUAAAACCUUUUAAACUUUGAGAAGAUCUCUAGUUAGUCUGAUAAUGUAUUUGUGUAGGAAUGUACUCCCAUAUACUACAAUGAUAUGGGUGAGUUAUGUAGUAUCCGCAUUUUUGGACUCUUUGCAUUAUCAACUCAACAUGUAACCUCAUUUUGCCUCAGUGAAUCAUGACAGGCACUGAAAACCACUUUUGAAAAUAUCAAUAAGGACACUUCCUUUCAUAGACAUGGUUUACAGAGACAUUCAUGUUCUUUCUGCAUUCAGGAAAUUAUCAAACAGGAAUUAUUUUUCCUUUUUGUGUGUUUUUUUUGUGAUCCAACAGUUGUCUUGAUACUACUUGGGCAUAAACACAAUUUUUUUUUGUCUAUUUAAAAUAUGUACCAAUGUGUGUAUAAUGGACUUCAUUAGUAAAUAUAGGCAAUAGAUAACAUGAAUGAGUGUAGCUACAUUUUCUUUUAUCCUUAAUGUUUGAAACUAUACAUCCAUAUCCACAUAUUGUACAUCUUGUUCAUGUCAUUACAGUCGACACAAUAUGUCUGGUGCUGAUUAGAGGCUGUAAAACAGAUGAGUAAUAUGAGUUUUAUUAGUCAUGAAAGCCUUACUUAAAAAACAUUACACUGUAAAAGUGCUGGAACUUUCCUUUGCCAGUGUUUUAAUUUCUCAGGGACAUAAGAAAAAAAAUGUUAAUAGACUAUCAUAACAUCUAUUUAUCUACCAAGUAUAUAAAUGCUACUAUAAAGAUAUAUAUAUAUCAAUUUUAUGACUGAACAGAACAGGUGUUCAUGAGAUGUAAAAUUACAGCUUGAGUUUGAUCCUGAAAUUCUUUAAGAACAAAAUGUAACUGAUCUCUGUGAGCUUACCCAUUAUUUUAUUAUUCUGAAGAGAUUUAAAUUUGUUUGUGUGUGUGUGUGUGUGUAUCUGUAAAACUUCUAUGGACUUUGUGCAAUAACCAAUAAUAAUGUAUACUCAAGAUGACAUAAAAGAGAUUUCAGAUUCAGUUGAAAAUAAAACUUGACAUUGAGAUUUUCAGGGAUGAGAGUUGAAGACAAGAUCACCAAACUAGUGUUUUUAAUAUAACUUUGAAAUGGUGUUAUAGUACACAACAACCAAAUAAAAUAAUGUGUUGUUGCUCUAUUGUUUCUCUCUUUUUGAGGUUCCAUGUAUUGUAUUGUGUUGUAUAGAGGGUGUGAGUUUAUUUAAUCACUAUCCAAUUAUGUGUGUAAUGCAUCAGUGCAAAAGGAAUAUAAAGCCAUUACCUGAUUCAUCUGUUUCUUUAAUGACUUUUACCUCUGUGCCUUUUAACAACUACAGUAAAAGUUGAUUUUAGAGGUAGUUUUACAAAAAUGACAUGUUUUAUCUAGAUAUCAUAACUCCUCCAUUCCCUAUUGGCAAAUCAAUGCAAUAAUCAGAAACCAUUACCAACUAGGCUUAAAAUUUGUAUCCUGUUUCCUGCACUUUGCAAGCAUAAGUAACAUCCUAGACAUCAGAAAAUGCAUAACCUAAAUUUCAGACUUUGUUAAUUAUAAAUUAAACUAUUUUAAAAGCUAUGAAAACCUUUA
This is a messenger RNA of Xyrichtys novacula (pearly razorfish), 7328 nucleotides long. NCBI's taxonomy places the organism in Eukaryota, Metazoa, Chordata, Actinopteri, Labriformes, Labridae. The record is from the annotation of a GenBank genome assembly.